Molecule: messenger RNA, 2780 nt
Organism: Saccostrea cuccullata (small rock oyster)
Lineage: Eukaryota; Metazoa; Mollusca; Bivalvia; Ostreida; Ostreidae
Product: zinc finger C2HC domain-containing protein 1A-like
Exons: 11
Coding region: 26-1393 (455 amino acids)
Source: RefSeq, a predicted model, not a curated record
UGCUGAACACCACAUAUUUUUGAAGAUGGAGGAUUACGACGCCAAUCGUAAUGUUGCUAGAAAACCAUGUCGACAAUGUGGCAGGCAGUUUGUUCCAGAGUCACUGGCUAAGCAUGAACCUUCAUGUAUAAAAGCAGCAAGAAAGAAACCAAAGGUGUUUGAUUCAGCCAAACAAAGAGCAGAUGGAACAGACUUAUCUUACAAACAGAUUAAACAAGCUCAGAGAAAGGAAGUGAAGGCCCCCAAGAGUAACUGGCGAGCUAAACAUGAGGACUUCAUUAACACUGUCAGGGCGGCCAGGGGAGUCAGUGUAGCUAUGCAGAGAGGGGAGCCCCUCCCACCACCUCCCCCACCCUCAAUAAAUCCAGAUUAUGUGCAAUGUCCCUAUUGUUCACGGCGUUUCAAUGAGAAAGCUGCUGAGAGACACAUACAGUUCUGUAAAACUCAGCAACAGAGACUGCCCAACAAACCUAAAGCCGAUCCAAAGGCCAUGGCUAAACAAAAUAUCAGGACACAGUACCAGCCACCUAAACCAAAGGCUAAAACAGAGAGUUCUCCAGGGUAUGGGGGAGUAAGCACUACUAGGCCAAGCCCCGGGGGUUCAAGGGGGAGAGGCACAGGUAUUGGUGGAACCCCUCCAAGCAUGAGUGGGCGUCAACCUAACUCAUACGCCAGGGGGCGUUCCACUACCACCACCACCAGCACCUACCAGCAAACCACUCCUAGAAUAGAGCAAUAUCUGACAAUAAAACACUCCAACAUUCCAAAUGUGGAGUCUGAAAAUCAAAGCUCACCCCAAAAAACAGUCAAGUUCUCUGCAUCAUUACCUCCUAAAUGCCCCUCCAAAAGAGGAGAGAUAAUUACACAUGCGAAGAUUCCCGAUGACUUGGCAAGCGGUGCUCUGAUAAAUGAUAGCUCUGCUGUUGUCUGGGCAAAGCCGAUUGCCCACAAGCGGAUGUUAGAACCCCUAAGAAAUGGACAGGAUUUGGCCAGUGAGUACGGAGAGGAUUCCGUGUAUGAUGGAAAUGGGCGUGCCCUUAGAACUGGCCGAGAUGGCCGGGCGUAUCAAGAAGCUCGGCGGGAAAUGCAUUCGGCGGGCAUUAAAAGUGCCUCAAAUAAUCGCCUCAUGAGACGACACAAAUCAGCAGGCGCUAAUAGGGGCACCAUUUCACCUGGAGUGAUACACUAUGGAACAAAAGAGUCGGAAUCCGGAUAUUAUAGCAGUAGUUCAGACAAUGACCAUAUGAAUUCUUAUUCUAAUGCGAACCAUGAUAAAAGAAACUCUCUGGGUAAAACAGGUGCCAAAUUUUGUCAUGAAUGUGGAUCUAAGUACCCAUUAUCGGAAGCCAAGUUUUGUUGUGAGUGUGGAGUGAAAAGAAUGGGCUUUACGUAGUAGAAAUAGGUAGUUUGCUACACAUUUUAAUCAGAAUGCUGUUAUUUUUAAGCAACAAAUUAUAUAUAAAUGCCUUUUUUUCAUUAUUUCAGAACACUCAUUAAGCCUCUUUAAGAAUUUGCAGUAUAUAUUUAUCAAACGUAACAUCUUGUGAAACUUUUUCAAAAUCUAUCAGUGUCUUUAAUUUUUUUCGAAAUACUUCUGAUUUCUUACGUACCGUAAAACCAUGUCCACAUUUACAUUCUUUAUUUUGUAGUCUAACAUGUACAUUGUAAAUUGGUGUUGUAAUAUUUUGUUCAGAAAUAUUUAAACAUUUAAGUUGAGUUCAAUGGAUUGUGAUUAUUUUAAACUCUUGAUAAUUUACUGUCACAUGAAUACGUUUAUGAUGGUAAAUUCCAUGCAUUUUAUUUUAAAACUGCUCAGUAAAUGUAAAUAGGAGAAACAAUUCAUGCUUGUGUGUUCGUUAAUGUUUCUUGCCUCAUUUUGACAAGAACAAAGUUGUUUGAAAUGUUCUUAGACUGAUAACAAAUGUUUAUUAUGAAGAUUGCUUGUCAUUUGCAUAUUUUUGUUGUUGUUGCAUGUUGUAUAAAUUAAUUUAUGAUAGGCAUCUACAUGAACUAGUAUAAGAGCUGAUCCGUCCAUUUACUAUAUGUUGUGAGUUUUGAUUUUUAUACUUGUCUAUUUUUCUAAUGCAAUGUGACUUUUUCAUUUUGUUUGAAAUAGUUUCCAUGUACAAACUGUAUUGUAGUUAUAGAACCUCUCUUUGUAAUUUUAUCCAUCAUCCCAUUGUAAAGGAGUAUAUGUCAGUGUAACAAACGGGAAAGUCUGAUUAUUUGGCGUGAUCUCUUAGGUAUAUUUUUUCUAGAUAUAUCCCCUCUUAAAUCUUUCUCUAAAAAAACAUGUAUUUUGCGUGAUCUGCUUUCAUCAAGACAGAGAUGUGUCUUUACAAGAAAUAUUUUUUAUAAGUAAAUAAAACGAGAAUUAGACGCUAAUAUUGCUAAUAUUGGGAUUGUAACUAACAUUAUGGAUGACAAGGGCAUCUGGCCCCAGGGCCAUAAAACUUCAACCAGCUCACUAUUGAUCUUAGCCUCGUUUUUUUACUAUCAAUUUCUUUGGUCAAGGUGAGGCUGUGAUUAAAAGUGAGCUCAUCUAAGUUUUAUGGCCCCCGAGCCGGGAUCCGUCAUUAAAAUGUUCUUUUGUAAUUGAUCUGAAAUUUUAUAUUUAUAUAGAAUAACAAGAAUAAUGAUCAAUAAGAUGUUUUCACACCAUGUUAUACACUUUAUGUUUGAAUAUUUAUUUUUAUUUCCGAAUUUUUAAUUUCACUAUUAUAGCUUAGAUUGAUAUUAUUUAUUUAAAAAGAUGCAAUAAAAUGCACAUAGUAAAGAAA